Molecule: messenger RNA, 6295 nt
Organism: Lymnaea stagnalis (great pond snail)
Lineage: Eukaryota; Metazoa; Mollusca; Gastropoda; Lymnaeidae
Source: the annotation of a GenBank genome assembly
UUCUCAACUGCGCCUACCCACGCCAGGUCCUCAGUCUUGAACACACUGCGUCGUAGAGGUAAACAUCUGUUUUAAGACUUGUAGGGGGAAAUCAAUACGGAAUUGAAAACAUUGAGACAGUCUUGAUACAGAAAUCUGCUCGUUAUAAUUGGAUUUGUGUAAACGAACUUGAAUUUAAAUGAUAUCAUGUAAGUAUAAAGAUAUAAUGUAAGUAUAAAGAUAUCAUAUUAGUAUAAAGAUAUCAUAUAAGUAUAAAGAUAUCAUGCAGGUAUAAAGCUAUCAUGUAAGUAUAAAGAUAUCAUGUAGGUAUAAAGAUAUCAUGUAAGUAUAAAGAUAUCAUUUAAGCAUAAAUGACCUUUCGAUACGUUCUAUUUGUAAAACACGGAUAGAUUCAAUUCGUCACCUUAAAUGAAAUUUAAAAGUCAAAUGUAUUUUGUAUUUAAAAUUGAAUCAAUAUCUUCCUGCUGUUUACAUCAUACUGGCAUGCCAAGGCUGGAGAAACUAGAGUUGUUGACGUCCUCGGUGGCCGUGAAAUAUGCUGCCCCUAAUUCUCAAAUACUGAAAUGCUUACAAUUUAGCUUAAAAAGUAUGUGAAGCGUGCCGAAAAUUCCGCCCCCGAAAUAUGUGCGCCCCGGGCUCAUCUGCCCCUUUCAGCACUUCUUCAUAUUCCCGAGAACGAAAUUGUGCAGGUCUGUACUCUCUACACAUUAAGCAAAAGAAUCAUAUUAAUAGAAGCAUGGCGUGUAUAGGGAAGGCUGCGACUAUUCGGACCCGGGUACCAGAAGUGAGAGGUUGGGAUUUAAAAAAAAAAUAAAAAUAUUAUUUUGGCUUUGUAAGACAAAAUGAGGUAUCAAAUAAAAGGUAAUUGAUUGGACUUUAUGUUUGUAAACUUACUUCUUCCGUUUAACUAAGAUAAACGACCACAAAUGACAUCCGAAUAGCAUUGAGUUUAAUGGGACCCGGGUGCGAAUAGCGGGUAUGCGUGUCCGGGUACCUCAUGUUGUCUUACAAACCCAAAAAUAAUAUUUUAAAUCGUUUUUUAAUCCCAACCUCUCGCGUCUGAUACCACUUCGUAUAGGUAAUUUCAUACAACUUAAUGAAGAAAUUGAUAUUUAAGUUUACGGACCCGUCUUAUCAGCACAGUAAACAUUGUUAUAGCAUGUAGCUAUAUGUAGCACCUGUUAUUUACCAUUAAGCGAUAAUAAUGACAGCAAAAACCAGAUCUGCGUAUCUCUACGAGAAUCAACAAUGUCAAACUCAAAUAAUAAUAAUAAUCUUAAUAAAAUACUGAGUUGUGUGUUGGAUACAAUAUAAGCAGCUCGUAAAUAUACUAUCAAUUUUUAAAAAUAUUUUUUUAAGGAUUUAAAAAAAAAAAAUAGGAAUAGUAUUUCAGGCCUUAAAAAUGUCUUCAGUCACAAAAUCCGUGGUUGUGUGUGUUGAUAUCUGAUCUUCCAUUCUCCUAAGCUCUAUUUGUUGAUUUAAUGUUACGUCCGGUUCGAAACAAGUAGAGAUGUUUGACUACAGCUACAGCCCUGUUUUGUAAUGUGUGUCAUGCCUUGGGACAAGUGUCAAGACAUUGUGACACACUCUGUCUCACACAAACGCACACACAAACACUUUCACACACAGACACACACGCACGCACGCACACACAGACAUGCAUGAAUAAACAUUUACAGUUACACACACAAACACAAACACAUACACAAACACAAACACAUACACAAACACAAACACAUACACAAACACAGACACGUGCACGCACACGCAAGCACAGCCACACCUAUCCGAGGAUGUCUUUCAAAGCAGAAGGCAAUUGAUUUCUUUUUGAGCCGUGACUCGCUAAAAGAUUGCCUUUUGUUAAUGACAAGAUGAUCACAUAUUAAUGUUACAUCGACAGGUUUGACACCCAUACGUUAGUAUUGAAUUGACAUCAAGCUUCUAAACUCGUCAAAGUAACAUUCCAGUGUGGUCACAGUGAGCUUCAUGUAGCACUCAACAUCGUAAGGCUUAAACGUAGAAAGAGAAUGAGAGAUUGUGUCAGAGCAGAUGGAAGAUAAUCGAAUAUGAGUUACAGCAAUAGUGGCGUAGCCAGUGUUAGUACAAGCCGAGGGGGGGUUCAAGAUUCCCCCCCCCUACCCCACUUUUUACACGAAAGCUCACCGCAGUUGGCUGAAAAUACCAGCCAUCCAUAUUAAGGCACAAAAUCACGCCCAGGGCGGAUUUCCUUCUCUUAAACCAGUGGUUCUUAAUAUGGGUUCGAUUGAACCCCAGGGGUUCGGUGAGUCAGUCUCAGGGGUUCGGCGGAGGUCCAAACAAAAUUAGAAAAAAAAUCAUAUUUUAUUUUUUUCUAUUAAGAUGGGUUCGGUGAAUGCGCAUAUGAAACUUGUGGGGUUCUGUAUCUCCAAAAUGGUUAAGAACCACUGUCUUAAACUGUUUCCUACGUCACUGCACUGAAAUGCAUGGUUAACAAGUAUUAAAAGAAGAGACAUCACUAUAAAAAUGGCCUUGUUCGGGCUGUCAUGUUUAAAUAGAAAUAGUGGUUAUAGUGGUAAUAAUCCCGGGCCUAAAAUACAAACAAAAGUAACAUGUACUACAAGCAAAUUUGCUUUCAGAAUUUUUUUUAACUCAUUAGAAAAAUGUUAAUAAAUAGACGCAAACUCCCCUCUUAUGUGAAAUUGUGUCUUCACACGACACGGUCAGCUGAUAACUAAGAACCUGUAUUUAACAAGUUCAUGUGACAUUUGUGUCCAACCUCCACUCUUAAAACAUGUUCCCCCCAUGACCUGGGCGUAUGUCCUUACUUAGGGCGGACACCUUUCGUUGUAGUGGUUCAAUGUUAAGAUCACGACGACUAUGCUACCAAUGUUUAUAUUAAAGAGCAAUGAACAUAAACUAACCCACCUCCCCCCCCCCCAAAGAAAAAAUAUCUUUACUCUAAAAAAGAACACAAACAUGCUACUUAUUCUUUGUUGUUCUUUUUUUUUUCUCAAGGACCAUUCAUGGAUCCAUUCACUCUGCGGCGUCUCGCUGUUACAUAUCUAUUAAUAGUUAGUUAUGGGAUUAACACAAGCAUUGUACCAGGGUACACACAUAAAAGUAAGAAAAUAAUAGCCGAUUACUUAGAAUUAGAGCGUGAAUUCGCUGAGAAAUAUAUUUCGAGGCAAACCCGUCUCUUUCUUUGCGUGUGAUUCUGCAGCUGUGUACACAUGCACUUGGCUGGAAAUGUCUUAUGAAUUCAAUAAUAAAUUUAAUGUCCAAGCAAUGCCAAAAUCAUGUCCAACACGUAAAACCUCGAAGCCCUUUCAGGCCAGUACUUUAUUUCUACGUGGUGGAUUACGCUUUUAGUGCAAGGAAAAAAAAUGAAUGAAUUAUUUCCAAGUUGACGUACGUUUGUGAAGGUAUAUCUUUGAGCUGAACAAGUCAUACGGUGACUAAGCAGACUUCGUUUAGAGCAAAUGUCAUUAUAAGGGGACGCAAUUCUGCUUUACAUAAAUAGCUCAGUGAUAGCAGUGGUAUUUCGUGAGCCGUAUUGUUUUGGGCGAUCUAGCCAACCACGACUUUGAUAAUCUUCUUAAUUCUCGUUAUUUAACUUCAUUAUCGGUGUUCGUCAACUGCACACAAUUUGAUAGGAGAGCACUAGAUUACUGUAAUGAAACAUUGAAAUACAUACUUCGUAUGUUUUGCCAUAAAUAAAUGUUUAAUCUUCAAAGGUUAGGUUCUUCAAAUUACUCAAAUGAUUAGAUAACUCCCUGUAUUUAAGAUCAAUGUGUUCACACCUUGAAUAAUGUGAUUGUGAUUAGAUAUUCUGCUUUCAGAAAAACCAAAAACUCAGAAAAUGCGGAUUCUAUUCUCAGUCCUGCACACCAUGGCGUGCACACAAGCGUUCGUUGUCUUCAGCUUCCUCAACCAGAAAAACACCAAGACCAGCCCAGGGGACGAGUUGAGAUCCUUCACAUUGGAUUUGACGGGCUCUCGUAUGUAAGUGUUUGGGGUUAUCAGUAGCACAUCCCACUUGCAUGGGAGAGGAGAGUAUCUUUCUUGCUUUUGACAUGUCAUUAACACCUAUCAAAAUAACUUUAUUGAUAAUUUAGGGGGGAGAAGAGUUAAGAUAUAGCUCCCCACUACAAGAACUACAUAGGAUUCACUAUUAAGCUUAAGAAUUUUUUUUACUGUAUCAUUUUAAUUUUUCACAUAGCUUACAGUGAGAUCUGUCUAAACUGAUCAGUUUAAAAAUUUUUAUCUUACUCAACACAGGUAAACUAACUUUAAGCAAAUAUUUUGUUAAUUGUUUUGUUAAAGGAUAGUCAUUAUGUCUUCGUUUUGCAAGUUUUGUGCCCCUGUGCCAUGUCUUGCCACACCUUACUUACGACUCUGAUAAGAUAUUCAAUUGUCUUUGAACCCAGCUUUUCUGUUUCACUAUCUCAGAUUCCUUCACAUGAAAGGUAGUAGUUAACAUAUUUUCUGGAAACAAAUUACUGAGCAGGAUUACAACUAAUUGUUUAAUCUGGUGUGAUAGAACCCAAAAAAUUACUUUAAAUUUACGCUUGUCACCAACUUGCUUGGUUAUUCUUCCCCAGAGUUGAAAACGUGUGCAAGGGAACUCACGGCACGGGCGUUAUAUUCCGACUGGAUCCCAAACAACAAACGAUGACAGUCGUUGAGAAAGACGACGACCCCAACAGGGAAGCCAAAGUCAAAUCGUGUCUGACCACAGACGCCGAAUCUUCACAAUGUAAUUAUUGCGGGACUGACUUGUGCCAGUGGGCCGUCUCCAUCCCGUGCCACACCAGGGCAGGCACUUCCAGAUGGGACACGACGCUUGAGAUAGACGUUGCCCUGGACCAAGGAAACGUCACGCUGUGCAAUGUCAUGUGUUUGGACCUGGGCUACUUUGACGAGGAAAAGGAAGGUGGGGGGAAUGGUAUAACGUAUGAAGUAACUGGGAUGAUCGUUGGUGGAAUGCUUGUGUUGCUGGGCCUUGUACCCCUCAUCGGCGUGGCUAUAUUUGUGUUGCUAAUGAAACGGAGAUAGACUAACUCCUUCCGUUUUUUUCUUUUUGAAUCACUAUGUUGGAAAAUGACGUUUAUUUAAGCCGCGUGCAAGAACGUGAGCUUGAAAAAGUGUUCAGAUAUAUAUAUAUAUUAUAUUAGGCAAUAAAAUGUAUGUCUCUGGUAUUUUAGAACAUUUUAACUAUGGCUAAAUAUAUCGAUACAUUUGAAAUAUGUUCAAAACAUGUUUGCUUGUCUAUUUUUAGUUUGGCAGUUUUGCCAUUACUUUUGUAACAAAAUGAGUCUGUAUUUUAACAAUGCUAAUUUUCUUCGCUUUAAAAGAUUCUAUAAAUAUAUGCUGUUCUGUAUACUCAUCAUGGCAUGGAAGGCUUGUGAAUACACGAGUUAUAUAGAUACCAUUCUUUGUAUUCUUACUCCGAGGUUUUGGUUACAAUGGUAUGAACAAUUAAUGAAAGCAUUAAAAAAUACUUUAAUGUUUGAGUUUGACCCAGCAACCUUGAAAGAUUUUUUUUUUUAAAUUGAUCAAUAACCUAUUGUCGAUUGUUUCCGAGAGCUUUUUAAAUUAACUCUUUGAGUAAUUGAAUAAUUCAACUUAAACUCUUAAUAUUUCACUGUUCACAUUCAAAUAUUAAUUUAAAUGUUUGUUAUUCAGUGCCUCUGUUACUAACUCAUGUUUGUUAUUCAGUGCCUAUGUUACUAACUCAUGUUUGUUAUUCAAUGCCUCUGUUACUAACUCAUGUUUGUUAUUCAGUGCCUCUGCUACUAACUCAUGUUUGUUAUUCAGUGCCUCUGUUACUAACUCAUGUUUGUUAUUCACUGCCUCUGUUACUAACUCAUGUUUGUUAUUCAGUGCCUCUGUUACUAACUCAUUGAAACGUGAGCAGCCGAUGAUUACGCCUUCAACACUUAUAUCAAUCCCGUCAUAAGGACAGAUUCCACAGAUCUGAGCGCAUCUUUAAACUAUUCUUGGCUGAAAACCGGUUGAAGUGUAUUUUUCAUUCAAUAAUCCUAAAUUUGAUACUGACCCAACAACUUUGAUACAGAAUAUGGCUAUGUUUUGGUUUAUUUCUUUUUAUUUAAUAUCCAUUCUGUGUUAAACUGAUAUCUCGGAUUGAGUUAUUUACAAUUGUAUACUAAUUUUUCAUGUGCUUUCAGAAACACUAUUUUUUUUUUACAAGAUGUAUGUAUUUAUUUUCCAAUACUAUACUUUAACGCCAACAUCACAAUGGUGUACCCUAUUUCGGGGAAUACAUGUAAUAAAUAAAAGGAGAAAUAAAAGCUCA